Molecule: messenger RNA, 249 nt
Organism: Melampsora larici-populina 98AG31
Lineage: Eukaryota; Fungi; Basidiomycota; Pucciniomycetes; Pucciniales; Melampsoraceae
Exons: 5
Coding region: 1-249 (82 amino acids)
Source: RefSeq, a predicted model, not a curated record
AUGCGUUUCAAUUUUGUCUUUGCUGUAAUCGCUUCCAUCACAGUUACCAUAACCGCGAUGCCUCAUGCGAAUUCUGAUGCCAAUCACAGUUUGAUGCCCCGCAACUUGCCUCAAGAGGCCAAUUUGAACCCACGUGCGACUUUCGAAAGUCAGGGUGGCGUGCUCUCGGGCAGCAAACUGUACUACAACCAAUAUGACAAUGGAGGCGGUAAUACCUAUUCGGACCCAACAAAGACCAGUCAAGCCUGA